AUGCAAGGAGUAGUUUUGCGUAAGUCUCCAUUUUCGUGCGAUUGUAUUAGAAUUGAAUACCUUCAUUUCAGUCCACUCGUGAAUCUUCUUCGGCAGAUCAUCGAGGUCCUUGAGACUUCCAGCAUUGCCGAGGAAAGAGGAAAGGGCGCGGCUUCUAAAUUUUGGGCUGCAUACAAAAAGAUAUCUGGCGAAUAUGACGACAACAUGUUCGAGAGGUGUAAUGGCAAUAUGGAUAUAAUAAUGCUCUUCGCUGGUCUAUUCUCCGCUGUCAAUACCGCGUUCAUCAUCGCAAUGCAACCCAAUCCUGCUGAUACUACCAACGAUCUUUUGGUACAGUUUAUGCAAAACGCAUGGAACGGAUCUUCUGUCGUCCAGCCGGCCUUUUCGGCACCUGUCACUUACUCUUCUUCCAAAAUAUGGAUGCAGGUGCUUGCAUAUACGAGCCUUACAUUCAGUCUGAUUGCCGCCUUCGGCGCUGUCUUGGGCAAGCAAUGG
This is a messenger RNA of Suillus subaureus, 495 nucleotides long. RefSeq lists its product as uncharacterized. The transcript has 2 exons. The record is from RefSeq and is a predicted model, not a curated record. NCBI's taxonomy places the organism in Eukaryota, Fungi, Basidiomycota, Agaricomycetes, Boletales, Suillaceae. The annotation marks the transcript as partial.